Lytechinus variegatus (green sea urchin) is the source of this 4600-nucleotide messenger RNA. Its product is annotated as inhibitor of nuclear factor kappa-B kinase subunit epsilon-like. Lineage: Eukaryota; Metazoa; Echinodermata; Echinoidea; Temnopleuroida; Toxopneustidae. Gene Ontology annotation, biological process: peptidyl-serine phosphorylation. Gene Ontology annotation, molecular function: ATP binding; protein serine/threonine kinase activity. Gene Ontology annotation, cellular component: cytoplasm. The record is from RefSeq and is a predicted model, not a curated record. The coding region runs from base 637 to 3465 and encodes 942 amino acids. The transcript is spliced from 20 exons.
AUCUCAAAUAUCAUUCAAAUUCGUCCCAAGUUGUUUUAUUACAUUAUUAAAUCCGAUGAAAUUUUGGCGAAGUUGAACGGGAAAACCAAUAUUUCCAAUCAAACACUCAAGUUUUACGUCAUCAUGAAACCGAUGUUGUGGAAGCAGCAUUGGUGUCAUGAACAACAACGAAAAACAAUGCCUUAUUCUUUUGCAAAGAAUUCAGGAAUGCGCAAGUAGGUUUCCGAUUCGAAUUUGCAAACACUUUCUUCGGCUCUUUUGCAUGUUUGUAAUGGCAUGCCAAUAAAAUUGAAUUGAAAGCAUUAUUAGACUUGUUAAAUGUUGAUCUCAAAUAUCAAUCAAAUUCGUCCCAAGUUGUUUUAUUACAUUAUUAAAUCCGAUGAAAUUUUGACAAAGUUGGACGGGAAAACAAACAAAUAUUUAGCAUCAAACACUAAAGUUUUACGUCAUCAUGAAACCAAUAUUGCGGAAGCAAUUGCAUCGUGCUUUGUUCCGCUUUAAAGCCUGCUUUGACAUGUCGAUGGCUGUAACCAAGGCUUCACAACAAACAAACAUCCAUAUGUGUCAAGAUAUAUAUGUUCCAUUGAAGAUGGAUAUCGCGUCGAAUUCUCAGGAUUUAGGGGAAAGAAACGGGUUAUGGAACAUAAUCAUGGCAGAGCAGCUCGCCAACCGGUGCCAAACAUACGAAGUACACCAAGUUUUAUUAUCUUCUUGGACACACCGCUUGGACAAGGAGCCACAAGCAAAGUAUAUGGAGGAAGACACAAGAAAUCUGGAAAACGGGUAGCAUGUAAAGUGCCGCACACACCGAACUUCUUCAGAAUGGGAACAGAUAUGGAGAGAGAAUCGCAGCUAUUGCUUGGACUGCGCGACAAGAACAUUGUCUGUCUGGAGGCUAUAGAAAAAGAUCAAAUCUCCAAAGAGAACAUACUUAUGAUGGAACUUUGUACCGGAGGCAGUCUCUACGAUGUGCUUGAAAAACCUGAAAAUGCCAAUGGUCUCGCCGAGAAAGUAUUCUUGCAAGUUCUUGCUGACAUUACUGCUGGCAUCAAGUACCUGCGUGACAACGGUGUAGCUCAUCGCGAUGUGAAGCCCGGGAACAUCAUGUGCUUCAAGGACGAGCAUGGUCAAACCAUCUACAAGCUCGCAGACUUUGGUGCUGCACGACAGCUUACGGACGAUGAAAACUUCACCAGCCUUCAUGGCACCGAAGAAUAUUUACAUCCUAAUGUCUUUGAAAGAGCAGUACUGAAGAAACCGGCAGCAUCGCCCUUCGAUGCUCGGAUCGAUCUCUGGAGCAUAGGGGCCACGCUCUAUCACCUGGCUACGGGUCAGUUGCCCUUCAGACCACAAGGAGGACGGAAAAACUCACGCAUGAUGUUUUACCUGACCACCAAGAAAGCCGAAGGGGUCAUCAGCGGGGUCCAGACUGGUCCUGGCGACCACGAGAUUACCUGGAGUCGGGAACUGCCAGAGACUUGCCGUCUCUCAGGAGGCCUGAGGAAGUUGCUAACACCCCUGCUGGCUGGCCUGCUGGAGUGUAAUCCCACCAAGGUAUUGUCCUUCCAACGGUUCUUUGAAGAAUCUCAGAAGAUCACCACCAAGACGGUCAUUGACGUAUUCUGGGUCUGUAACGCAUCCUUCCUGAAGAUCUAUUGUAGUCCCACUGAUGUGUUUGCCGAGUUUCAAGACCACAUCGCAUCGCAAACCAAGCUCCCAGCCAACAAACAGUCCAUCUUGUAUAACGGUGAUGCCUUCAAACCGGAUGGAACGUUCCCCGUCCAUCGGUAUCCCAUCACCUCCGAAGCCAACCCCAUCAUGCUGUGUAACAAGGAGCAGAUCCAUAUCCCCCAUCAGAUCACUCCUCCUUUUGUCGCUACUAUGCCUGUUCUUCGACCUAGAUUUUCUACACAGCUUGAUUACCCAAUAGCCAAGGGAGCUUUGGCCACGGGACAUAUCCUUCAGCUACGACAGAAGCUGAUACACAACAUGCAUCAGCUGUUUGAUUGGUACUUUGUAACAAUUUGUACUCGGUUGAAGAGAGACAUUCUGAGUUUGCAAGUUCAUCACAAGGGCAUUCAAGGGAAACUCUCUCUCAUGUCAAGGGAGUUACAAGACGGAAGACGGAUUGUUCGCCUCAUCGGGAAUCCUCAGGAAAGCCAUACCGUUGACAUCACCCACAGGCUUGAACGUAAACUUGAAGAAUGCAUUCAUGAGCACAUGCAGUAUGAGCUACAGAGCAAGGAGAUUGGUGAAAUACUUGAUCAUCUCCACGUAGAGGUACAUUUCAGUGAUGAUCUCGAUGUGAAUUGGGACCCCGCCCAGGGAUGCAAUCUUCAACAUGAAAAGUGUAUUGACGAGCUUUUAUAUUUGACCAAUGAAACUGAAGAUAUCUACAAGAGAUUCAGCAGAGACAAGAAGACUGGAAAGCUCUCCUACAAUGAGGAGCAAAUUCACAAGAUGGAAAAGUUGAAUCUUGGUGAGCUGAUGAAGAAGAUCAUGACUUGUAUCGGACAGUGCGAAGAAAGGUGGAGAGCGCAGCACAAAAAACUCAUGGUUUGCCACAACAAAGCCUACAGCCAACGUCAAAAGCUGAUGGAGGCAGACAAGUGUUUGGCCCCGCUCGUUCAUCAGUGUAAUGUCCUAGAACUUACUGUCAGUGAUCUUCAUGCCCAGUGCUGGCAGAUAGUGGAAGCCAAACCGACGAUCCGUGAUGUAAAGGCCCAUCGUGUUUACGAAGCUCCUAAAGAGAUUCUUCUCAGUGCCAGCACCCAGACCUCUCUCCCGAAAGAAGAGAUACCGUCCCAACGCACCAGUCUGUUGGUCGAUCACCACUAUGACCAACUGACCAAGGGUGGCAAGCCGCUUGUCAUGGGUAGAUCUAGCAAUGUCAUCCAAAAGACACCCUAUACAGCCGCAAUUGAUCGAUCAUCAUUUCAGUACCCAGAGCCUUACCAAACAGCAUCCGCUUUAUCGGCACCCACUUACGGAACGAGCCACUAUCGGUUCGAUGCCCCUUCUGGUUCGGCACGAUCGUCCCCACCUGUUCUGGUGGCCCGAGGUAUUUCAAGAAGUGCUCCCGAUCCACCGACUGAGUUGUACGCAGGGGAUCCAUCACGAGGAGCUAUGGGAGGAAUCCAGGAUUUGAGGUAUCCUGCAGGAGACCAUCGGAGAGCAGGAGAACCCAGGAUGAUCGAAGUCUCCAAGGAAUUGAAGAAGAAGGUCAGAGAUUACACAAAGGAGUCUAAUGAUACCGAUCGCCUACAGAGGGACCUUGCUCAAUUCACUCAGCUAGAACUGGAUGAUCUGUCCAUAGGAGCACCACCUGAGAUGCCUCCUCAGUUCACCGAGGAUUCCAGUCUUCUAGAUACCUUAACAGGAGGAAUGGAUGAAGGGGAUGAAAGCAUCUUGGCAGGUUUAGACAUCAAACGUCCUCCCGCAUCCUAUCUGUCGGGCACCGAGUGAGAAACGCUUGCAAAUCUGUUCCAGGAGAUCUGCACCGCACAUCGGCCGUAGUUUAGGAUUUGCGAGUGAUAUCUUUUACUCAUGGGGGUAAACUGUGACCGUGUGUUAAAAUUGAGAAAAUUUAAUAUCUAGAUAAUUUCACUCGCACACCACUAGGGGGACAUGAAAAAUAUGCUACGCCCUCUAGAUGGGCUUUAAAAAGCCCAUGACACCGACGACCAAGGACUGGGCCAAAUUGGAAGAGUGUGUUGGGGAAAAGAAUACACCUAUUUGGUGCUUUUUUUUUGCUAUUAGAGUAGAUAGACUGGACAGCUUUUCCUGGAAAGGCAUCAUGCUCCAGAGAAGAAGUGUUUUAAAUGAGAGACAACAAGGAUGGAUGAGCAUUGAACUAAAAUCGGCCUAAUCGGCCUGAAUAUUCACAAGAGGGUCAAAAGGGAUACCAAACCAUACACCAUGCAGAUUUUAUGCAUACUUCUGCUCCAUUUUGCACCCGUAGCAAAAAGUGCACACUUAUUUGCCGAGCUUUCUCAAUGUAUGCACUGAAUUAUAAAUGAAAUCUGGAUAGUCUAUGGUUUCCUGACCCUUUUGGUUCCAAACUUUUGUGAAUUCAGGCCGUUGAUUUUGUAGAUUUGAUGUCUCUUGGCUAGUAAACAAUAUUUUUUUAUAAGUUUGUUGUUGUUACUGCUGAAUGAUACAAGGUUGUUGGCAGGGAUUAGUAGUAUAGGCAAAACUGAAGCACCAAAAUAGUAUGUUUGCCCAGUAAUGAAGAUCUUGGGCAAAAAACCAAAGAUCUGUGAAGUCAAAUUAUGGAUCACGGUAAUGCACUGUUAACAGGAGCAUUACUCUACAAAUAAAUUUUGGUGUAGCAGCAAAUCACUAGAUAUAUACACAAGAUGUAGCAUAUGAUAAUUCAUUAUUUGUCAAUAUACGUUGCCAAUUUUUUGGCGAUGACAAUGUUCGUGAGAGGUCAUUCUUGCAUGAGGCUUGAUGGAAAAUCAGAUGCAUGUCUGUGAAGGUGAUUUGAUUUGCUGCAUUGGGGUGCCUGGCCAACAAGCUCCCCGUUGCUGCACCCUGGAUAUAAACACUGUUCCAUUCUCAUCCUAGUGUGUGUAUGGUUUUAAGUAAGGUGUAGGUG